Molecule: messenger RNA, 885 nt
Organism: Gongylonema pulchrum
Lineage: Eukaryota; Metazoa; Nematoda; Chromadorea; Rhabditida; Gongylonematidae
Source: the annotation of a GenBank genome assembly
AUGGACAGUGUCCUUCAGCUGGUCAAUCAGUACAGGAACGAAUUCCAGUACGGCUACGGUUCACUAAGGAAAAAUGUCGCUUCAAUUUGCCAAGGCCUAGCUAACAAGAAUCGACCGCACCAGAAUUUGAGCCGGUUGCAGCAGGAGCUGCUUAAGCAACGUGAUGAGAUGUUAGCGACAAUAAAGGACACACAGUCGGUGCUUCCGGAGCUGGACACAACGAAACUGAUGGGCGCAUUUUCCUGGAUGGGCAUCAUGCUGCUUGGAUUAAGUAUCGGGGCGAUCGUUGGCGGGAUUUUGCUGCAGCCAGUGCUUGAACUGUUUAUCAGCGGGGUUGAUGCUGCGCUGAUCGCAUAUCUGAUCCUGCCAGCCGCUGCAUUCUACUGCUUGCAACUGCCCAUCGAUGCCAACGAACAGAACGAUCUGCUUCGAAGACAUGCGCUCUUCUUGUUCGCUGUUUUUGAGGGAUUGUUGACCGGAUACAUCUUCGCAAAUAGGGGCCUGAUUGGUGUGCCACCACUCGCAGCUUUGACGCCAAUGGCAAUCGGGCUGUUCCCGCACAUUGGACAGUCGACGAUCGGGAAAGACCGAAUGAAGCUCAUCUGUAUGGCAAUUGGUGGUGGUAUGAUGCUUCACCUAUGCAUGGGUACCAUUGUGGACCUGUCGUUGCCCUAUUUUUUGCUGGCCGGUCUUUAUGCGCUCAUUGGCUUCGCUGUGUUGCAGCUCUAUGUGAACAGUGCUGGAAAAGAUCUCGCGCUAACACAUAUGUAUCAGUUAUCAUUCGUUUGUGCGGUGAUAUUUUCACAAGCACUUGUCUACGCCGUCUUCGGCCUCGAUGAAAAGGAACUGGCAGAAGCAUCGCGCUCCUCAUCAUUCUUCCUCUGA